This is a messenger RNA of Mus pahari (shrew mouse), 1973 nucleotides long. RefSeq names its product hepatitis A virus cellular receptor 1 homolog. The transcript has 8 exons. Gene Ontology annotation, molecular function: phosphatidylserine binding; virus receptor activity. The record is from RefSeq and is a predicted model, not a curated record. Gene Ontology annotation, biological process: positive regulation of mast cell activation; phagocytosis, engulfment. Lineage: Eukaryota; Metazoa; Chordata; Mammalia; Rodentia; Muridae. Gene Ontology annotation, cellular component: cell surface. The coding region runs from base 170 to 1018 and encodes 282 amino acids.
AAAACUUGUAACAUUCUCCAUAAAUGGACUUAAAAGUAGCUGCCCUGGGGGUUCCUUGAGUAUUUGGUGCCUGUGAGUAAAUAGCUCAGGGUCUCCUUCACAGCAGUGCUCCAGGAAGCUGAGCAAACAUUAGUGCUAUUUUACCUAGGAAGAAAUCCAGGUCAGUACCAUGAAUCAGCUUCAAGUCUUCAUUUCNGGCCUCAUACUGCUUCUCCCAGGUGCCGUGGAUUCUUAUGUGGAAGUGGAGGGGGUGGUGGGUCAGCCUGCCACACUUCCGUGUACUUACUCAACAUCUCGUGGAACCACAACGACAUGUUGGGGCCGAGGGCGAUGCCCAUCUUCUGGUUGUCCAACUACUCUCAUUUGGACCAAUGGACAGCGUGUUACCUAUCAGAAGAGCAGUCGAUACAACUUAAAGGGGCACAUUUCAGAAGGAGAUGUGUCCUUGACAAUAGAGAACCCUGUUGAAAUGGACAGUGGUCUGUAUUGUUGUCGAGUGGAGAUUCCUGGAUGGUUUAAUGAUCAGAAAGUGACCUUUUCAUUGCAAGUUAAACCAGAAAUUCCCACAAGUCCUCCAUCAAGACCCACAACUACAAGGCCCACAACUACAGGAAGACCCACGACUAUUUCAACCAGAUCCACACAUGUACCAACAUCAACCAGAGUCUCUACCUCUACUCCUCCAACACCAGCACACACACAGACUUACAAACCAGACUGGAAUAGCACUGUGACAUCCUCAGAGAACACCUGGAAUAAUCAUACUGAAGCAAUCCCUCCAGGGAAGUCACAGAAAAACCCGACUAAGGGCUUCUAUGUUGGCAUCUGCAUCACAGCCCUGCUGCUACUGCUCCUUGUGAGCACUGUGGCCAUCACCAGGUACAUAUUUAUGAAAAGGAAGUCGGCAUCUCUAAGUGUGGUUGCCUUCCAUGUCUCUAAGACUGAAGCUUUGCAGAAUGCAGCGGUUGUGCAUCCCCGAGCUGAAGACAACAUCUACAUUGUUGAAGAUAGACCUUGAGGGGCAGAAUGAUUCCCAGUGGNCCUCUGAGGNGACUUCUGCCUGAGAUUUACAGAGACUGUCACUGAUGUCACAGAGUCACACCCAUUACANCUCCAAGGUUAUUUUCUGUGCUGGUUCUUCCAGCUGCAGCAGAAAGGGUAACCCUCUACUGUGUAUACUCAAAACCCAGAUGAACAUCAUUCUAAUUUUUGUAUCAGCACCUACUCAGUGUCUCUGCUCUCUGCAGAGAUUCUCGCAAACAUGAACAUUUUAGAAGUUUGUGUUUCCUUUAGUCAAUGUAAUCAUUAGUAAUAAAGAAUUCUAUCUUUGUUACUAAAACCAUUGCUGAGAGAGGAACAGGAAUGAAAAAUUGGUGGGAGGGGCCUCCUGAAUUUAGAAGCACUUGAUUGUGUUUUAUCUAUUUUAUUGUAAUCUGAAAUGUUACUUCUACCCUUCCCAAUGGGUAAAAUCAUGGGAGCAUGGAGGUUUUAAUUACCCUCAUAGAUAAAUAAAAGAGAGUCUAUCGCNACCAAUAUAGAUGGUUAUGCUUUCNCAUAGCUCCGAAAAUAUGACACAUUUAUUAUGCGAUUGAUCUCAGGAUAAGGAUAGGUGUUUUGUCAGGUGAGUUUAUCAUGGUGAAUAUGGACCAGCAGACAGCAGUAGAAGAAAAUAAUGAACCAAGGGAUUGAGUUCAUUAGUGCUAAUCUAUCCCACUCCUGUCUUCAUGCCCCUAAGCUUACCUACUGAGCUGAGUUAGAUGCUGGGAGGAGACAGUGCAGACAUAAAAGGGGAAGGAACAUCUACAGGACACAGACUCCCUGCUGAGAGAAGUCCGACUUGCAGGUGUGAUAGAGUGUCCUACAUUUCUGUCGUCAAGCCAUACUUAUAUUAAAAUUUAUUUCAGAAAGACAUAGCAACUUCCUCAAUGGAGCAGUUUGUCAAAAAUCAAUAAAAUAUUUUAUUUUGCUAAGAA